Messenger RNA from Eremothecium gossypii ATCC 10895, 1116 nucleotides. It is a transcript of the gene DYN3, whose product is annotated as dynein light intermediate chain. NCBI's taxonomy places the organism in Eukaryota, Fungi, Ascomycota, Saccharomycetes, Saccharomycetales, Saccharomycetaceae. Bases 1 to 1116 code for a protein of 371 amino acids. The transcript has a single exon. The record is from RefSeq and is marked provisional.
AUGAGCAGCGGCAAUAUAUGGAAGCAAUUGCUAGAGGAGAAUAGCGAACAGCUGGACCAGUCCACUACGGAGACUUACGUGGUAUGCUGCGAGAACGAAGAUUCCCUUAACCAGUUUUUGCAACAAUGUUGGCAGAUUGACGAGGGCGAGAAGGUGACCAACCUGGAGCCGUUGGGAUUCUUUACAAAGGUGGUUUCGCGCGACGAAGAGAACCUCCGGCUCAACGUAUACUAUGCCAAGAGCCCACUGGAUGCACAGACGCUGCAGUUUCUGGGCGUGUUCCUGCGCCAAAUGGAAACCUCACAAAUACGUUGGAUCUUCCUACUGGACUGGCUGCUAGACGAUAAACGAUUAUGGCUACGUCAACUGCGGAACUCGUGGGCCGCCUUGGAGGAAGCGCAGGUGGCACCCUUUCCAGGUGGCGCUGUGGUGGUGGUCCUCAACCCGAGUCACGUGACACAACUGGAGCGAAACACGAUGGUUUGGAACUCCCGCCGUCUGGACCUGGUACACCAGACACUGCGAGCUGCAUGCCUCAACACCGGCUCGGCGCUAGUUACACUUGAUCCUAAUACUGCGCGCGAAGACGUCAUGCACAUAUGUGCGCUGCUUGCGGGGCUGCCUACAUCCCGUCCCGUCGCGAUGCUAAGCCUGCAAAGUCUAUUCAUCCCCCACGGUGCAGAUUCCAUCGGCAAGAUCUGCACCAUCGCGCCCGAGUUCCCUGUUGCUACGGUGUUCGACAACGAUUUUGUGAGCUCGACAUUCGAGGCCGCAAUUGCUCCAGAACUUACUCCAGGACCACGUGUGCCAUCUGACCACCCAUGGCUAACAGAGCCUACCAACCCCCCUUCGGAGGCAACCGCUUGGCAUUUCGAUCUCCAAGGUCGCCUCGCUACCCUAUACCGGCAUCUUGGUGACUCUAACAAGGCCAUAUCUGUUACUCAGCACCGCUUCCACAAGCCCCGCUCGGAAGAUUAUGCAUACGAAUUCGAGCUGCCGUCUAAGCACCCUACAAUACGUGACCUCAUACGCUCUGCCGCAGCCGACUCACCGAACGACGUCGCUGACUCCAUCGAUGGGCUUAUGGAUGGUAUCGUACAAAGGAAUGUUCAUUGA